GAUGACAUUGUGCAAACUCCACAAAUGAAUCCCCCGCCAGUCCCAAGUAGCGCCAACGUUCCGAAUGAUAUAUUGCAAACCAGUUGCAGUGAAACUUCAUUUGUAAGGCCACAACGUGCUGCCAAAUUGAAAUCAGAGAAGAACCUAAAGGAACCGAGACUUAACAAUAAAUUACGUCGUCCGAGCAGUUGCGAUACCAGUAUGGUGACGCUAGAGCAUGAACAACGUCCUUCACAAAUGCAUCAAGUUGAUGAAGCAUCAGCACCUAACAGGGAUAGUACCAAGUCUACUGCGAGCGUCGGAUCUGAAGAUUCGGUGGUGGCCAUUCCAAUGUUGUUGCAAUAAGGAGAACACGCGGUUAAACGUCUAAGCAUGACGUCUAAAAUCCUGACGCGUCUACUAGAGAAAGCAGACCACGAUU
Rhagoletis pomonella (apple maggot) is the source of this 421-nucleotide messenger RNA. RefSeq lists its product as uncharacterized. The record is from RefSeq and is a predicted model, not a curated record. Lineage: Eukaryota; Metazoa; Arthropoda; Insecta; Diptera; Tephritidae. The coding region runs from base 25 to 345 and encodes 106 amino acids. The transcript is spliced from 2 exons.